Molecule: messenger RNA, 13653 nt
Organism: Microtus oregoni (creeping vole)
Lineage: Eukaryota; Metazoa; Chordata; Mammalia; Rodentia; Cricetidae
Gene: Dnah14
Product: dynein axonemal heavy chain 14
Exons: 86
Coding region: 1-13653 (4550 amino acids)
Biological process (GO): microtubule-based movement
Cellular component (GO): dynein complex
Molecular function (GO): dynein light intermediate chain binding; dynein intermediate chain binding; minus-end-directed microtubule motor activity
Source: RefSeq, a predicted model, not a curated record
AUGUGGCGAUGUGACGAGACAGUUUACGACAUUGGCAAGGAUUACCUUGAAGAAAGGUUUGAUCAACAACAUGCAGUGGCUUCAGAAUUAAUUGUCCCCAAGAAAAGGAAAUCAAAAGUCAAAAAGGAACAAACUUGUACUAAGACAAAAGGGGAGAAAGCCCGGCUUGGAUCAUAUGACAGGACAGAACCAGAAGAGCUUGAUGCCAUAAAACAUAUUAUUAGGCUAAGAGAAAAGCUCCGAUGGAAAACUCCAGUAUUUCCACAUAGUUUGAAAUACCGUCCUAAGAUUGCCCUUCAGAAGUGCAGUCUGAAGGAACCUUUGAGAGAUGAUGGUGAAUUUGUAUACUGCCUUCCUAUGGAAAACACAAGAGGCAUCUUCAAUGAGUAUGACCUUCAAGUAGUCUCUGCCCACAGAGCUAAAAAUUGCAAAGUAUUUUGGAUGGUCACCGCUUCAUUUGUCUCAAAGGUCACUAAAACAGGCACCGGCAAGGAAGACGUGGAACUCCUCUCUACCCUGGACUGGCUUUCAGAAAGACAUUACUUCUAUCUACUGCAGCAAUUUAAGAUAUUUUACAACUUCCGGAUGAAUAAAGCCUUUGUUACUUGGAAACUGAAUGUUAAAAGAAUUAAGACAGAGAAGAGCAGAUCGUACUUGUACGGCCACCUUUUCUGUGCUGACGAGCUAUUUCAAAGUUGCUUGCUUUAUGUAAGAGGCCUCUUUGAAGAUGCACUGAACCUCAAAAAGAACAAUGAAGACAACCCCUCCGCCGUACGCCUUAUCAAGCUGGACACCUCCCGCACUUAUGCUCUGGACAAGUUUUGUGAAGAGCAGAUACAGCAAGCCACCCAGGCACUAGUACAACUCAAGGAGAUCAGGACUAAGGCAAUUGCGGAGAUAAAAAGCACAGUCUUAAAGGUUGCAGAAAAGAAAGAUAUCAAAGAAUACUUUGAGUCAAAACCAUCUGAAAUUGGCACAAUGCAUUAUAAACUGCCGCAGUAUCGGUUUUUAUUAGAAACAAAUUUGAAGUUUUUAAGGCUGAUUGAUUACCUGUUUCAAGAACUCAUUUGCCAGCUCAUGAACUCUGCAGCCAGCCAGCUUUUGGAAGUGUUCAUUGGUUCUGCAAGGGUGCCCUUUUCAAAGGAGAAGAAGAAUGAAAGUCUCAUGAGAGCUUUCAAAGAAAGGAAGAUCUUUUCUAGAAAGAUAUCGAAUGAUGAUGGAGAAUUUAUUAAUCCAAGCUUACCUCCUCCUUCUGUUCAAAACUCAGAACCCAAACCAGACACUGAUGUUAAUGUGAUUUUAAACAGAGGGAAAGUGGAGAUGGACUUGAAAAGAACAUAUGCACCAAUAUUUGAAGUAAACCUAUAUUUGAGAAUUCUCUCUUCGGAUGAGUCUCCAGAGGACUCUGAAGAGAAGGCUCAGAAGUCUGACCAGACCCUUGACGAGUCUCUGACCUGUGAUGACGACGAACUCUUGGAAAACAGACGAAGUUAUGUGAGAACGUCAAGUGAAGACCUGCUCUUGAAGUACAAUCAGCCAAGCAAGUUUGGUUCCCUCCUCCAACGGAUCCUUUCCGACACAGGACUCCAGACUGAGUCUGAGCGAGGGCACUUCUAUAAUAAAUUUUCUGAAUUUCCAACAAACCUCUUUAUACAUCCCAGCAGACUGGACUUUUCAACACAAUUCCAAAAUGUGAUAGCAACUAUUGAAAAAUAUAUAACCACAAUCGUUCCUCUUCACCAAGACCCUCGCCUAUCUACCAUUAUUGAAUUGGUUUCCGUUCCAGAUUUAUCUAAUGAGUCAGAAAGUAUAGUCAAAUAUAAGAAGCACAUUCGAUGGCCAGAUUACUAUAUCCUUUUUGAAACUGAUGCUGACUAUCAAAACAAAAUUGUGAGUCUGCUGACCAUUAUUGGUAAUUCAAUGGGCCUGGUUACCAAUUACAGCUGCAGUUUUCUAAAGUAUUGUUACAUGGUAGAAAAGGCCAAAGUCAUGAGUAUGAAACUGCCAUUUAUGGGGAUCUUGACAUCAACAGAGUUUAAAAGUAUAAUACAUAAGUUCAGAAACUACCUAAAACAGAUUGUGACUAUGGAUAUUGAGAUGCGCCUUGGAAUUUUUUGCGUGAAAAGUUUGGAUUAUCAAUUAGCAUGCUUACCAUAUGUUGAUAACAUCAUAGAAAUGAGCUACAACCUGUUACGUUAUGCAAUUGAGCAAAAAAACACGAAUCUAUUGGAAACCUUAGAUUCAUCACUGCGCCAGCUGGCUUGUGAGCCUGCACAAGUAGAGGAAUUUGUGGACCAUUUUAAUUUUUUGGAAGAAAUCACUUCGAGUGUUUCUGAAUUAGAAAGAGACAUUUCCACAAUUUCUCAGCUGUAUUCUGUUGUGAGGCAUUACCAGAUCGAUAUUUCUGAAGAGCAGAAGGCCAUCUACAGUAUCCUUUUCAUGAAGUUUAAUCAUCUAAAAACAGCUAUGAAGUUAAUUGCCACAAAUAAAGAGGCCACCCUAAAUAAAUUCAGGAACAGUUUGGAAACACAUAUUAUUGGCCUACGAGUAGAUGUCAGAAACCUAAAGGAUAAAAUAAGAAGUCCCAUCCUGCUGUGUGGGAGUACUCCAGUACCAAAAGCCAAAGACCUGGUCAAGUCUCUCACAGCGGAAGCGGCAAACUUGACUAACAAGGUGAAGACCUACGCAAGCUACCAGGACUAUUACGACGACUCCCAAUCCCACAUGCACUCCCUCAACAUGGAAGAGAUCACACAAAUUGUGUUGAGUGAGAUCUCUGACAUCGAGUGUGACCUGAUGCUGAGGAAACUCUUAUGGGACGCCCAAGAAGAGUGGGGCACCCUGUUCUGGGAGUGGAGGGGCUGCACUCUCCAAAGCAUAGAUAUGGACUUAGUGAGGAGCAGCGUCUCCAAGUGGCUGCAUAUAAUCAUCGUCCUGGAAAAAGGUUUACCUAAAAAUGACAUGGUAGCACACCUCAAGCAGUCAGUGCUGGACUUCAAGCAAGAGCUUCCAAUCCUCACAGCGCUGGGAAACCCUUGUCUCAAGCAACGUCACUGGAAGGCUCUGCGGGAGAUCACCGGAAAGGCAGUUUCCCUCAAUAAAAAUCUCUCAGUAGAGAAACUUCUAGCACUCAAGAUGUUUCCGUAUGAAAAGAAAAUAAAUGAAAUAUCGGUCUCGGCAACGAACGAAGCCACACUGGAGAAAAUGUUGUCUAAGGUCAUUGAGGUCUGGAACAAUUCUCCCCUGCAUUUGAUUUUCCAUCACACAGAGAGUUCCAACAUCCUCAUCAUUGCCUCCAUCGACGACACGAUCACUCAGCUGGAAGAAUCCCAGGCCAUCCUCGCCACAAUCAAAGGAUCUUCCUAUAUGACGCCAAUUAAGAAUCUUGUGAAUGAAUGGCAUCAAAACUUAAGCCUCUUCUCUUACACCAUUGAGGAAUGGAUGAACUGUCAAAGAAAUUGGCUUUAUCUUGAACCAAUCUUUAAUUCUUUAGAAAUACAAAAACAGCUGGCAGCUGAAACAAAACUUUUCUCCCAGGUGCUUGUCAUGUGGAGAGAAAUAAUGUCGAGAGUACUGAACAAGCUAAAUGCUUUGCAUAUAACUAUCUCUACAGGAGUCAUCAACGUUCUGAAAAUUUGCAAUACAAAUCUUGAAAAUAUAAAGAAAAGUCUGGAGGAUUACCUUGAAAUUAAAAGAAUGAUUUUCCCAAGAUUUUACUUUCUCAGCAAUGCUGAGCUUCUUGACAUUCUAGCUGACAGCAGGAAUCCCCAGUCCGUGCAGCCUCAUCUCGUGAAAUGUUUUGAAAACAUAAAACACAUGCUACUAUGGAAACAAGAAGUUGGCCCUCCGGCCGUGAAGAUGCUCAUCUCUGCUGAAGGAGAAGGCCUUGUGCUACCCAAGAAAAUUCGUGUGAGAGCCGCUGUAGAGCAGUGGAUGGUGAAUGUUGAGAAGAGCAUGUAUGACGUGCUGAAAAAAUUUUUAAUUCAAGGCAUUGAAGACCAGAAUGACAAGACUUUUCCUGAGUGGGUACUGUCACAUCCAGGACAAGUGGUCAUCACUGUGAGCCAGAUCAUGUUUAAUAGUUAUUGUCUGAAAGGUUUUAUGAGUUCUAAUCCAAGAGAAAAGCUAGAAGCAGCCCAUGCCCAUGUGCUGAGUCAAAUGGAAGACUUGACCGCCCUGGUCACCCUGAAUACUAGCAACUUUCGCGCAAAAGUCAUGCUAGCAGCAAUGCUGACCAUAUCUGUGUACUGCCGAGACAUCGUGAGGGACCUGCUAGAUAAGAACAUCUCUAGCGCAGAGGACUUUGACUGGACGAGGCAUUUGCGAUAUAAAUGGGAUGAAAAGCAGAAGUUGUGUUACGUAUCUCAAGGAAACACCAAUUUUGUUUACGGCUAUGAGUACUUGGGCUGUGCACCAAGGCUGGUCAUCACGCCCCUCACAGAGCGAUGCUGGCUGACUCUCACCACAGCGCUGUCCUUCAACCUAGGAGGCUGCAAUGCCGGGCCGGCAGCUGUAGGGAAAACUGAGACUAUUAAAGACCUGGCGAGAAGCUAUGGCAAACAUUGUGUGGUGUUCAACUGUUUUGAAGAUUUGGAUUAUAAGAUAAUGGGGAAAUUAUUCUUCGGGUUGGUGCAGUCGGGAGCUUGGUGCUGUUUCGAUGAGUUCAACCGGAUAGAUAUAGAAGUUCUCUCGGUCAUUGCCUCGCAGAUCCUAACCAUCAAGGUUGCAAAAGACAGCUACUCUGUGAGAUUUCUACUGGAUGGUAAAGAACUACGAAUCAAUAUGUCAUGUGCCAUGUUUGUCACCUUAAAUCCUGGAUAUAGAGGUCGAGUUGAGCUCCCAGGGAACUUAAAAUCUCUGUUUCGCCCGGUGGCAAUGAUGGUGCCCCACCACAAAAUGAUCACUGAAAUAAUUCUCUUCUCAUUUGGCUUCAAAUCUUCAAGAUCACUAUCAGGAAAGCUCGUUAACCUUUACGAUUUAGCCAGCAAGCAGCUGUCAAAGCAGGAGCAUUAUGAUUUUGGCAUGAAGACCUUGAAGACAGUUUUAAUAAUGGCAGAAAAGAAGAAACAGGAGUAUAAAUGCGACUGCGGCAAGAGCCUUUCAGAAGCAGACGAAUCUCUGAUCGUUAUCGAGGCAAUCCAAGAAGCUAGCUUAUCAAAGUUCCUUCCCGAAGACGCCCCACCUUUUGAAAAGAUCAUGGAAGAUACUUUCCCUGGAAUAACGGUUUCAAAAGUCUGUCACCUUGCCUUGGAGAAAGCAAUAUCUAUUGCAACAGAACAAUUAAACUUUCAACAUUGGCCUCCUCAGAAAGAGAAGAUCAUACAGUUGUACCAUCAGCUCCAGGCUUGUGUCGGUGUGAUACUAGUGGGCCCAACAGGUGGAGGGAAGACGACCGCCAGGAGGAUUUUAGAAAAAGCAUUAAUAAUCCUUCCUGUGGCAGCUAAUUUAUCACUUAAAGAAAGGCAAUCUGAUUCAAAGCUUGUAGGAAAAAAAGGAAAAGUUGAUGUUUGUGUUUUGAAUCCAAAAUGUAUCACCCUUAGUGAACUAUAUGGACAGUUGAACAUUAAUACCAUGGAAUGGAGUGAUGGGUUAUUGUCAGCAGCAGUUCGAAAUUUUGUGCACAUUAGCACUGCAGAAUACUCCAAGAACGACAGUGAUCUUAGACUAAUGUCAAGAAUUACAGAUUUAUCUAAUAUUUUCCAAGUUGGUGUCUCCACGGCAGCAGAUAUCGAUAACAAUGUUUUCAUGAAGGAAGUAGAAAAAGAUGUUCAAACUUCAGAAACUUAUAAUUUCGAUUGGCAGUGGAUUGUUUUAGAUGGUCCAGUCGACACCUUAUGGAUAGAAAAUCUAAACACUGUCCUUGAUGAAACUAGAACAUUGUGCCUGGCCAACAGCGAAAGGAUGGCCCUGACUAACAAAAUCAGAGUGAUUUUUGAAGUGGACUCUAUCUUUAAUGCCACGCCUUCCAUUAUCACCCGGUGUGCAGUGGUGUACAUGGACCCUGUUGAUCUGGGAUGGAAGCCUUAUAUUAAGUCGUGGCUUUUGAAAACCUCAAAAACCAUAAGUCAGCGAGGAAUGGAGUGUCUUGGAUUAAUGAUUAAAAAGAGUGUUACAGAAGGGCUGGAGUUUCUGAAAAGGCACAGGAAGUUUAUGCCAUACCCCAUACAGGAUGUGUCGGUCAUCAUGACGCUCUGCAGAAUUCUCGAUGCUUUGUUUGAGUUCAUGCACAUAAAGAGGGGAGGGGCAAAAAGUGAUGACGAAACGGAUGACACCUUCACUAGAGAGACAAAAGCUAUGAGAGUCAAGUUCAAGAAUACAGAAAAGAGCUACUACAGGGAUGAGAAUGCAUGGUACCUGGAAAAAAAUCCUGAAAAGUUAACAGUAAUGAUUCAGAAGAUCUUCGUGUUUGCGUUUACAUGGGCAUUUGGAGGGGUUUUAAAGCGCGAAGACCAACAUGAAGAAGACUUGCUAUUUCGUUCAAGUUUUGAACCUGAUUCUCUUGCAGAAGUAACCUACAAUUUUGACAACCUUGUUCAUGAAUUAUUUGAAGAAGAGUCAGAAAGAGACGGAGGGAUCAACUUACCAGGUGGUGAACGGUCUAUAUUUGGGUAUUUUGUGGACUUACAGAAUUGUGAGUUUAUGCCUUGGUCAGAUUUAGUUCCUAGUGCUCUGACAAUAAUUCAGAAAGGGACAUCGUUACUGACUGACUUCCAGGGAUCGAGUGACACUGUGCUGAGGAUGAAGGAGUGCGGGGAGUAUGUGAACUACACUGCUACCCGGGACACCAUCUGCCUGUCUUUCCUCAUGAGUCUUCUCCUGAAGAAUUCCUGCCCUGUACUUCUGACAGGAGACACCGGUGUCGGGAAGACCACUGCCAUCACGGAGAUGCUUGACAAGCUAGAGGGCCGAGGAACAUUCGAUAUAAAAUUCGGGUCAAUUUUAGGAAAAGUCCUGUUACAUAAUGAAAUUAAAAGAACAAGCCUAAGGCAGAAUAUCAACAUCUUGAUUGCUGAGACCUACAAAACAGCACUCGGAGGUUUUGAUCAGAGUACAAGGAGAGUGGAGAUUAAGAAUGAUGAAACCCCAGUUAAAAAUGACAAAGGAAUUAUAGUCUCUACAAUAAACUUCACCACCAACAUGACAGCCACCAAAACCAAGGAGCUGAUUCUACGGAAGUUAGUCAGAAGGACCAAAGACAUACUUGGAGCCCCGAAAAACAACAGGAUUGUAGUGUAUAUUGAUGAUUUGAAUAAGCCGGUACCAGACGCAAGUGGAGCACAGCCACCCCUGGAAUUGAUCAGACAGUUAUUAGAAAUGGGUGGGCUUUAUGAUACUGAAAGAAACACAUGGAAGACCAUUCAAGAUCUUGCUAUAAUUGCUUCCUGUGCACCUUCUGCCAGUGGGAACGAUGUCAGCCCUCGCCUCCUCAAACACUUCUCUCUGCUGGUGCUGCCUAAUCCUCCACAGAGCGCCCUGUAUACUAUCUUCCGGGCUCACUUGGGAAUGUAUUUCUCCAUCCAUAACUUCGCAGCUGAGGUUCAGAGGUGUAGAGACCAGAUUGUGCUUUGCUCCCUGGCGAUAUACUAUCAAGUCUGCAAGAACAUGCUGCCAACGCCAACCAAAUGCCACUAUAUGUUUAACCCCCGAGACAUGUUCAAGCUUCUACUGGGAUUGAUGCAAGCAGACAAGAGUGUUAUCAACUCCAAAGAGAUGGCUGCUAAGCUCUUAGUCCAUGAAGCCAGCCGAGUGUUUCAUGAUCGUUUAGUUGAGUCCAGUGAAAAAAGUCUUUUCUACCAGCUUCUCUCAAAGGAACUCCAAAACCAUCUGCAGAUCCAUUGGACCCACGAAAGCCUGAUGAAUAGCCCAACUGUAUUUGUGGACUUCAUGGAUGUAAACAAGCCUCACAGAAAGAAGAUCUACCAGAGCACCAAUAACUACAACAAAAUUUUCAGCAUACUUAAGGAAUUCCAAAUGAGGUCGGGCUCAACAUCUCUGGAGAUGUCUCAUUCAAUUGUAUUCUUCAAGGAAGCUAUGGAGCACAUUACAAGAGCUACCAGGAUCCUCCGACAGCCAGAGAGUCACAUGUUGUUGAUUGGAAUCGAGGGAUGUGGAAAAGAAACUUACUCAACCUUAGCCUGCUAUGUGGCAGAACAUAAAAUCCACCGAGUGCCUAUAGCUCACAACUCUGCCAUCUCAGACUUCAGAGAAAUGUUUAAGAAGGUGUUUAUUCAAGCCGGCUUGGAAGGGACCCCCACUGUUGUCAUGGUCCCCGACUUACAAGAAGGGCAAGCAUCAUUUCUGGAAGAUUUGAACUACAUUAUCAACGGAGGAAAGGUCGCUACUUUGUUUGAGAACGAGGAGCUGGAUUCUAUUGUUAUGAGAAUGAGAACCUUUGCUGAGCUGUCUAAUUUCAUGGAUGACAGAAAAUAUCUACUCUCAUUGUUCCAGAAGAGAGUAUCUAAAAACCUGCACAUUUUUAUCAUCAUGAGCCCUGUAGGAUCUAACUUCCGCCAUAACUGCAGGGUUUACCCCUCUAUGAUUACGGCCUGCACCAUCGACUGGUUCCAGAGGUGGCCCGAUGAGGCCCUCCUUCUUGUGGCCAACUCCUACCUAGGAGAAAAGUUGAAAGUGGAGAACAAGGUGAAUAUAGUAACACAGUUUGCCCCAGCGUGUGUUGAAAUCCACAAAAGCAUGAAAAAUUUGAGCACAAAAUUCUUUGAAGAUACUGGAAGACACUAUUAUGUCACUCCUAGUAGCUACUUGAAGUUUCUGGAGACGUUCAGCCACUUUCUGAGCAUCAGACAGGAGGCAAUGCGGACGAAAAGGAACCGCUUCUACAUGGGACUCUCCAAGAUCCUGGAAGCCACUGUGUUAGUCACGGACAUGCAGGAAGAGCUUUUGAUCAUUGGCCCUCAAAUAGAACAAAAAACAAAGGAAAAAGAAAUCCUGAUGGAAAAGCUACGGAAAGAUUCACAAAUAGUUGAAAAAGUUCAGGUACUUGUGAAACAGGAUGAGGAGAUCGUGGCUGAAGAAGUAAGGAUUGUGGAAGACUAUGCUCAGAAAACCACCAAUGAACUAAAAAGUGUGCUGCCCGCUUUAGAAAAGGCAAUUGUGGCUCUGAAUGCCCUGGAUAAAAGUGAUAUUUCUGAAUUAAGAGUGUAUACACGGCCCCCCUUCCUUGUUCUGACAGUCAUGAAUGCUGUGUGUAUCCUUCUACAGAAGAAACCUAACUGGGCAACAGCCAAACUUCUGCUUUCCGAAACCAGCUUCCUAAAGAAACUGAUUAACCUGGACAAGGACAGCAUCCCUGAUAAGGUGUUCCUGAAGCUCAGGAAGAUCUUAAAUUUGCCUGAUUUCAAUCCCAAAAAGAUUGCUCUGGUUUCUGUGGCUUGUUGCUCCAUGUGUCAGUGGGUUAUAGCCUUGAAUGACUACCACGAAGUUCAGAAGAUGGUGAGCCCUAAGCAGGCACAAGUGGCUGAAGCUCAGAAUGUCCUUCGAAUUGCAAAGCAAAGGUUGUCUGAAAAACAAAGAGGUUUGCAACUGAUUGAAGAACAUUUACAUUUUUUACACACAUCCUACAAAGACAUUGUUGCUGAGAAACAACAGCUGGCUUAUCGGAAGAAGCUGGCCACCAAGCGGCUGCAGUGCGCGUCCAUCCUGCUAACCGUCCUGGAAGACGAGAAGAUUCGAUGGCAAGAAACAAUCAAGGAAAUAGACAAGAAGCUGAGAGGCAUCUGCGGUGACAUACUUCUUUCCUCCGCGUCCAUUGCCUACAGCGGAGUCUUGACACCAGAGUUCCGCCAGCCAGAGAUGCAGAAAUGGGAGGGCUUCUGCACUCAACACAAGAUUUCCUUGUCAUCCAAAUUUUCCUUAAUGGAAGUGAUGGCAGAAAAAAAUGAGAUCCGCCGAUGGCAUAAUCAAGGGCUGCCUCUCGGUCAGCACUCAACUGAAAAUGCCAUCUUGAUGAAAAGUACCCAGCAGUGGCCACUGGUGAUUGACCCACACAAACAAGCACUCCACUGGAUCCGUCAGAUGGAAGGGCCCCAGCUGCAAGAGAUUUCCGCGGAAGACAGCAGUUACCUCCAAAUGCUUAAAACCGCCAUGCAAGUGGGAGCCUGUGUCCUCUUGCAGAACGCCCCUGAGGCAUUCCCUCCCAGCUUGAUGGCAAUUCUAAAGAAGGAUAUUUGCCAGAAAAGAGGGCAUUAUUACAUCAGAAUCGAUGAUGCUGAGAUUGAAUACAGUGAAAACUUCAGGCUGUACUUGUCUACAGAACUGGACAACCCCCACUUUCUUCCGUCAGCUUAUAACUUUGUUACUAUUAUCAACUUCACGGUAACAUUCCAGGGCUUGCAGGAUCAGCUUUUAUCGACAGUAGUAAGUCAUGAAGUUCCUCAUUUGGAAAACCAACGUGCCCAGUUAUUAGAGAGUAUUUCCCUUGAUGCUAUAACUCUGGAGGAACUGGAGGAUAAAACAUUGACUUUACUCCAGAAAACAGAAGGAAGUGUAUUGGAUGAUGAAGAAAUUGUAGAAACCCUAAGAAAAUCCAAAAUGACUUCAAAUGAAAUUUCCAAACGUAUCAAAGAAACAGAGAAAGCAGAACGUGAAAUUGGAGCGAUUCGCAAGAACUACCUCCCCAUAGCCACAAGGGGCGCCCUGCUCUACUUCGUGCUGGCCAGCCUCACGCAGGUGGAGUACAUGUACCAAUUCUCUCUGGAGUGGUUCCGGCAGGUUUUCGUUUUCUCUACAGUUUCCAAAACCAAAGAACAAAAGCCCGAUUGGCAAACGGACGAAACAGCUCAGGAAAAAGCCGAUGAGAUGAGUGUCUCGAAUCAACAGAAUCUGGAAAAUCCCUUGACCAAGAAUACUAAACAUGCAAUCGACGUGCUGACAAGAAACGUGUUUAGGGUGGUCUCUUCAGCUCUAUUUAACGAGCAUAAACUCUGCUUCUCCUUCCGGCUUUGCACCACAAUCAUGAGAGAUGCCAGCGACCGUCUGAUGGCCAGUGACAUAGGAUUUCUACCAGAAGAAGAAUGGAACAUCUUUUUAUAUUCUGGCAUUUUGAUAAAUAUUAAAAAUAUGCUACUAUCCAAGCCUCGACUGAAUAGUAUAUUUGAAAUACGUAGAAAGGAGCAUCUUCAGUGGGUGUCGGACCUGAGAUGGAAGCAGUGUCAGUACAUCAGCAGCCAGAUGGAGCCCUUCUCCCUUCUCUGCGGAUCUCUCCUGUCGAAUAAGUGGCAGUGGAAUGCCUUCAGGGACACGAAGGCCGUGUACUCUCUAAUGUGCACACCCUUCUCCCUAGAAGAGGUUUCACCUCAGGAAAGUCACAGAUCACCAGAGGAGGCUGCACUUCUGAAUGAAAAUGAUGAAAUGUUUAACCCUAUAAGUUUUCCUUGGGAAAAACUCACUCCGUUUCAAAGGCUUAUUUUGAUUAAAGUUCUUCGGCCAGAUCGUUUAGAGAAUUCAGUAAGAAAGUUUGUAACUGAAAAAAUGGGAAGUGAAUAUAUCCAUGAGACUACAGUUCAUCUGAAAGAAUCGUACAAAGAGUCCACUGCUCAAACACCGCUGAUCCUCAUUCACACCUAUGGGAUUGACCUCAACAACAUCCUCCUGAGAUUCGCACAAGAGUUAAAAGGAACAACACCACAGGUGACGAUGAUUUCCCUGGGCCGAGGCCAGGCAGCCAAGGCGGAGGAGCUCAUCUUUAAGGCCGUGGGCAGAAAGAAUCAGUGGGUCUUCCUCCAGAACUGCCACCUCGCAGCAUCCUUCAUGCCAAGGCUCUGCGCUAUCAUAGAGUCAUUUAGUAAUCCAGAUAUGACGUUAGACCCUGACUUUAGGCUUUGGUUGAGCUCAAAAUCAUAUGGUUCUUUCCCAAUUCCUAUUCUUCAGAAGGGCGUGAAGAUUGCUGUGGAGCCUCCCCAGGGAUUGAAAAGCAAUUUACUUCAAAUGUUUGGAUAUGGCGGGAGCGGAGAAGUAACAGAAGAGAUAUUUGACAAAAAUGACUGUGGACCAUGGUGGAAAAAGAUUCUAUUCAGCCUCUGUUUUUUCAAUGCUGUGAUCAACGAGAGGAGAGUGUAUGGAACACUAGGCUGGAAUGCCCCUUACAAAUUCAGUUCUUCAGACUUAGAGGUUUCCAUAAAGAUACUGGGAAAUGUCCUCCCUGGCCGGUCAGAAAUUCCAUGGAAGGAGCUCAACUACCUGAUUGCAGAAGUGACCUAUGGUGGCCACAUCACUGAUAAAUGGGACAAGCGAUGCCUGAAGACCCUCUUCAACAAGUUCUGCAGCCCUGAAGUGCUGAAGGCUAACUUCAGUUUCUCCAGCGAUGAGGGGUACCAGCCAGUGCCCAGCUCUGCAAGCUUACAGGACUGCAUACACAUUAUCCAGUCCUUGCCUGAUGACGACUCUCCUGAAAUCUUGGGGAUACACCCCGAAGCCACACACACCUGCAGUGAAAUCAAGUGUCAGAAGUUCAUUGAAAAUCUCAUCACCAUGCAGCCAAAAGCUGCUCCUGUCAACCUCAUGAUCAAUCCCGAGCAGAGCAAUGAUGACCUGGUGAUGGAGAUCCUAUCUGACAUCCUGGUUCAGCUGCCCCUGACAGUGGAGAACGAGGAAGCCUCAGGGCCUGAGAGUCAGAGCACAUUCAAGUUCAUCUUGUCAAGUUCAAUGUGGGAGAAACUUCAGAACAGUGUUGAAGGCUAUGAUCCCCUCAUCCACUGCAUCCUGAUAACCUUUCUGAGCCAAGAAAUAGAGCGUUUCAAUAAGUUAUUAUCUGUCAUACAUAAAUCCUUAAAGGAUCUUCAACUUGCCAUAAAAGGAGAGAGCAUCCUCACUCAGGAUCUGGAGGAGAUCUACGACUCUUUCCUUAGAGUCAAGGUGCCCAAGCUGUGGCAGAAGAACGCCUACAGGUCCUGCAAGCCCCUGAGCUUCUGGGUGAACGACCUCAUCCAGCGGGUGAACUUCUUCAAUACCUGGGCCAAAGUGGCCUACGCUGCCAUCCACCACCGGUAUAUGACAUUUGUCACGACCUGGAAACAGUCAACAUCAGCCAACCAGAAAUUCAGACAUCCCACUGACUCUGCUAGCCAUUUCGUCGAAGGCUUCCCUGCAAGAUACUGGCUCCCCGCUUUCUUCUCUCCACAUGCCUUUCUUACUGCUGUGCUUCAAGACUAUGGAAGGGCCCAGGGAAUCUCCAUGGACAUGCUGACUUUCUCUCACAAAGUGAUUCAUAGAACCAGCACUAUGCAGGAGGAUGAAUUUUCUAAACUGCUCCAGAAGAGGCUCAACAUAGUCAGGAGAGCCUUCCAGCAAGCCCAAGACCACUCUCCCAAUGGAGUGUGUAUUUUUGGUUUAUUCAUUGAGGGGGCACGGUGGGAUCCUGAACAGGAAGUGCUAGAAGACUCACUACCCGCUGACUUACGCUGUGAAUUUCCUGACAUCCACUUUUUGCCAACAAAGAUUGAAGCAUCCCAAGCUUCUCACUACACAGACUCAGAACGCCACACUUUUGAAUGUCCAGUUUUCCAAACACCUGAGAGGUCAAGAAACACUACUGAUUCGCCAACAAACUUACUAACAUCCGUGCAUUUACCAACGAAGAAGCCUCCCAGUCACUGGAUCACCAUGCAGGUUGCACUGCUGUGUGAAAAGAAUGAAUGA